This is a messenger RNA of Drosophila simulans, 1140 nucleotides long. RefSeq lists its product as uncharacterized. The transcript has 2 exons. The coding region runs from base 111 to 1031 and encodes 306 amino acids. Lineage: Eukaryota; Metazoa; Arthropoda; Insecta; Diptera; Drosophilidae. The record is from RefSeq and is a predicted model, not a curated record.
GUUUUGAUAUACAAAAAGGGGGUAUACGUGUUUUGGGUUUAGUUAGCUUUGAACUAAAAUUCAUCAUCAAAUCGAAUGAAAUCCACAGCGAAUACAAUCCAACUAUCUUCAUGCGAAUACGUGGAGUAUUGGCCAUGUAUCUGAUGUUCCUCCGCCUGCUACUCCACUGCACCACCGGUCACACAUUGGUUAGGCCUCAGCGACACUGCCCCCAGCACAAGCGAAUGAUCGAUCCCCGUGAGCUCUUAAACGAUUUUGCUGCAAUCAAGGAACCAGGAACCAGCGAAGUUGCUCCAAAGAAUUCUGGUAGAUCAGUUACUUUCUACGAAGCUGGAGGAGCGAUGCCAGGAUCAGGAGGAACGGCACCGGGACCUGGAACAGAUCGUUCCAAGUCGGCCUCCAAAGAGCAAUGCGAUCCGCAGGCAAAGUGCAAUGUAAAGACGAUCAUAACCCCCGGAGAUCCCAAGCAGAAAUCCUCAAUGAUCGCCAUGAAAGCUGCACAGGAUGCGAAGGCGGCCAGUGAAGCACAAUCGGCCGCUGGCCAGGCUGCUGCCCAGCACAUUAAGAUGGAACUCGCUGAGAAGGCCUUUCAAUCGGCCAAGGCGGCCGAGGCUGCUCUGAUGGGCAAGCAGAUGAUGGUCGAUCAACUGGAGCAGGAGGUCCAGGAAGCCAGUGCCGUGGUCGAGGAGGAGUCCAAUUCGAUCCAUCACACGGAGGCCAAUAUGAAUGCCGCCGUGGAAGCUGUCAAAGUGGCCGUGCAGCAAUUCGAAACCAUCAAUGAGCUGCAGAAGACCGCCAGGGAGUCACUGACCAAUAUCCAGACGGUGGCCAUGGGAUCGCAGCAGGAAAUGGCCGCCAAGACACAGCUCCUGGAAGCCGCUCGCAACCGGAUGGCCAUGCUCCAGAAGCAAUUGGUGAGUGCCCACGACGACUAUGAGAAGACCAAGCAGGCCGCCUACAAGGCUGCCUGUGCCGCCGUGGAAGCCAAACAGAGGGCUGGACCACCUAUACCACGUUACUAUAUUUUUUAAAUAAAUACACCUUGAGGUAGCUUUUAUGUGCAAUUGAUCCAACUAAGGACAAUGAAAAUGUAUUUCUAUUAAACUUUAGAAACAUUCAAACUUUAUUUAUUAUUAUAAA